Molecule: messenger RNA, 1304 nt
Organism: Zingiber officinale
Lineage: Eukaryota; Viridiplantae; Streptophyta; Magnoliopsida; Zingiberales; Zingiberaceae
Exons: 5
Coding region: 247-1011 (254 amino acids)
Source: RefSeq, a predicted model, not a curated record
GCUCUAAACCCUAAAUGCUUCGUGUCAACUCUUCAAUUUUCAAUUUUCAUUUUUCAUUUUUCGAACCUCUUGCGAAUCGUUCUCCCUCUGGCGAGCAGCGCCGGACGGAAACUUCCGGUGGCGGCAGGCAAUACUCUUUUCUCCGUAGGGCUCUCCGGCGUCGGUGUGCGGUCAUGCUGAUGCGCUUUCAGCUCUAAUCCCGCUCCUUGUGUAUGAUUUCCACGUGACACUCAUUAAGGAGCACAGAUGCAGACGGCUGUGAGACGACUUUCCUCUUAUUCUCCAGCUUCGUCUUCCUCUUCCUCGGAAAAGGUGUUUAUUGGCUUACCUAGUGCAUUACUUCGGACAAAUUCCAGUAGCCAGGGAAAACCAUUUGCUGCAUCAAUUCAUUCUAGUUCGUGUAAACCACAAAAAGGAAAGAGGAUACCUAAAGAAGAAAGGCGCGCUCUAGUGGAGUCUUUUGUUAACAAGUAUAGAGCCCAAAAUGUUGGAAAAUUUCCUUCUUUGACACAGGUCCGUAAGGAGGUUGGUGGGCAACAUUACAUAAUAAGAGUGUUGGUUCAAGAAUUGGAGCAUAAUGCUAAAUUGGCCUCUUUCAACAAAGAGACUAGGGUAUCAAGAAAAGUAGAAGAUGGUGGUCAAAUUUCAUAUGCAGAAAUUUCCUCUGCAGUCGUCGCAGAUGAAAACUUGAAAUUAAGUACCAUGACUAAAGAUGAGUCAUCAGUUCCUUUGAAGUCGGCAAUUGAAGCAGAUUCUUCACAAACUCCUCUUGGCGAUCCUGUAGGCCGCCAAACAGAGAUUAGCACCAUUGACUCUUCACAAGGCACGCCUAACCAUAAGGCAGUUGAACAUGCAAGGGAUGAUACAACUCUGAAGACAGAUAUGGAGGACUUGCAACCUAUGGAACGCAAUAGGAGUUCAAACCAUGGAGAUUCAGCAAGGGAAACAAACUGGUGGGGCGGCUUGAGAGCCCUGGCAGAUGGGAUCUUUAGCAUUUGGAGGAAAAAGUAGGUCUUCAUCUGCUGCUCUACAAAUGGCUAUCUUGCUUCUCCUGGCGAGUUGCCAUGUUGCCUUGUUUUGGCGUUCAAAAAUAAUUUCUCCUACAGCCAUUGAGUCGUCUAAUGAUGAAUAGUGGAAGUUUCUUCUCCGUUUACUUCUAUUUGGUCACUUAGAUCCAAGUUGAUUGGAUGCUUUUGCUGGCAUCUGAGAAAUUUGACUUGCAAAGCUAGUUCAAUAUUGACUUAUUUUGUAAGAGUGCUGUAUCUGAAAAUGGAUCAAUUGCAUGCAUUUAUUUGUUCGAAUCA